Stomoxys calcitrans (stable fly) is the source of this 9853-nucleotide messenger RNA. RefSeq lists its product as uncharacterized. Gene Ontology annotation, cellular component: postsynaptic density; dendrite; actin cytoskeleton. The transcript has 16 exons. Gene Ontology annotation, molecular function: actin filament binding. Gene Ontology annotation, biological process: neuron projection development; actin filament organization; calcium-mediated signaling. The coding region runs from base 2625 to 9635 and encodes 2336 amino acids. The record is from RefSeq and is a predicted model, not a curated record. Lineage: Eukaryota; Metazoa; Arthropoda; Insecta; Diptera; Muscidae.
CCAUCCAUCCAUCUUCACAACAUUUCUCACACAAAGUGCGUCUGCAUCCAGGUAUUGGCAAUUACACACGAUAGCUUGCCAGUGGAGCGACAAAUUUUCGGUACAAAAAGAGGUGAAGUGCGUGUAAAAAUCCAUAAAGUAUGAAGCUAGCAUUUAUAAAAUACUUAUGUGUUUUUAAAGUGAAAUGACAGGCUUUGUCGAAGUUUAUAUUAGUUGCUUUAACUUCCAAAUACAAUUUCCAAUUGGAUAAAGGCCGAUACUCAAUACUGAAGUUAGUGUGCAGACAUCUAUCCAUCUUGCCAACAAAAUAAAAAUAAUUAUAUGUAAAUAAAAAGGGAAAGAAAGAAAAAAUAAAAUAAAACAAAAAGCCUGCCGGCUAUAAUGCAAUAAAUUUAUUUGCUAUCAAGUGAAAAUAAUUAUUAUAAAAAAAUUUGCCUAUUUGAUGAUACACAGAAAAAAAAUCUAAGGAGACGCCACUCCUUUUGCAAAGAAAAUUGCUGGUGUUUGUUCCCGUUUUUCUGCACAUCCUCCACUUGACGCUUGCUGCUCUCGACGACGAAGGCGGCAUCGUCGACGACAACGACGACGACAUCCUUUUGGGGUUAUCCUUGUGGUGUACUGUCAAUAACGCAGUGGUGGUGGUUUUAAAUAUUUGCUGCAAAUCGAACAGAGCGCUCAGAAAUACAGAAAUCAAGUGACGGGAUAAAACGAAUUGAGGAAUAUGUUCAAAAAGUGACAAAUUUAAAAAAAUAAUAAUAAUAAUAAAUGUGAAGAUCUACUUAUCAAUAAAGGGAUAAUAUCUCAAGUGUUUCUUCUGUAGCUCGAGAAAAUUGGGAAUAAGGGAAUACAAUAUUCGUUUAGAUCACUUUGGUAUAACAAUCUCGUACAGCAAUUAAUUUCAUCAAGAUUGGAGCGGUCUGCUGCUACACAUACUUGAAGAAAAAAAUUGAAUUUCGCACAUAUUCAUGCAAACCACGAAGGUUUGACUGACUGAGAUCAGCAAGCGGACAACUUUUGGGGCGGUAAACCGAAGCAAAUCACCCAACCCGAUAUUCGUCCCUCUCUAUAUUCAAUCAGUCAAGCCUUAAGUCGGUCCUAUCGAACAAAGGAAAGAGAUCAAACUCCGGCAAAAUUGAAAUUUGCAUAUGCUUUUGUUGUUUUUCGUUGUUGUUUUUGAUACUUAUAAACUGCUCUGCUUCUUCUUGCCCUGCUCCAUCUUUGCCACCCCUUUGCAACUAAAUCGGCACUUUACAAGUCGUGGUUCAGUGCGCAGCUGCACAACACCCAACUCGAAAAAGAAAAACAAAACCAUAACACAUUACGUUUGUUUUGAAUGAAACCGAAAAUGGAUGUAAAGAAAAAAUAGAAACUGAUUACUUUUUUGUUUUUGUAUUUGGAAUAUAAGAAAAGUUGCAAACACUACAAAUCGACCAAGAAAAUCUUGAAGAAAAAAAUAAGCAAAACAUACAACUUUGUUGUUAUUGUUAUUGUUUUCGGUACUCACAGCUGCAAAAACAGAUAUCAUUGCUGCCUGCUGCACUGGUGUGAAGGGUCCCCAACGCAAACCAUUCAGUUUAGGCUAGCCGCAUAGAGAGCGCCCAGUGUUGUGCCCUCUCUCCAAAUACAAGAGACGGCCUUGCUGGUUGGACACGGCUGGCCCCCUAAACCGCUGUAACAAACGGCAGGCACACACAUGGGCAAAAUGCUACAACAGGCAAAUGCAUUGACAGCCACAACAACAACGACAAAAGAAAUAUAUUGCAUUAGUCCCCUCAGUUGUGUGUUGCACCAGCAGCAGCUAAAGCUCCAACAACAUCAACUACAGCUAACAUCCUCAAAGUCGCUACAACUUCAGUUGUAAAUCAACACGACAGUGGUGAGGAAAGGCGCACAGCACAGCGGGCUCACACCCAAACAAACAUCCCAUUGCUGCCAAACAACCGCCACCCAUCGCAUUGCACACCACAGAAAAAACUUCCAUACAUCUUGAGACAGUGAGAAUAAGAACAACUUAGAAACCCCACUCACUCUCUUUGGUACACGCAAACCUACCAUUCGUUGUUCUUCUACAUAUGUAUCUAUGCAUGCAUGGGGACACACGAGGGGCAGGCAUUUAUUACAACGAAGAAUAAUUUUUCGUAUUAAAACAAAUAAAGAAACACAAAAAUAUGUAAAUAUUAAGGAAAAGCAACCAAACAAACAAACGGUAAAGGCAACAACAAUAAACAAGAGACUAAGAACUGAAUUUGUUCUCAAAAAAAAAAAAAAAACAACAACUUAGUAAAUAUUUAUCAGGCAGUUAGAGUCUCUCACAGCAAAACAACAGCCAGCAGCCACGACAAACAAUAAAAUAAAAGGAAAUACGAACGAAGGAAGAGAUAAUCAUCCCGAAUAAGCCACUACUAACAUUCUUUGGAAUUCAAGUAAUUACAUCAACAUCUACAACAACAACUACAGCAACAAGAAAAGACUUACAACACAUUCCCGGAACAAAUAUCCAUUGUGCCGCAUCAACCAACGCUCCCUUAAGCAGUAUUCUUUAUUGUUAAUAAAUUUUUAUAGGAAAAAGACUUCUCUUGAACAACUUGCAACUUUUCUAAACGGUCAUCAGCAACCACACAGUCAUGGCCAAUAUGGAGAAGCCCAUGCAACCCGUUGGUAAGGUUUCGCAGAUAGCGAAUCUCUUCCAACGUAAACCCAUUGAAAUUCAGCCAGUAGAACAGCUAAGUGCUGCCGCCGCGGCCGCAGCAGCUGCAGCUGCAGCAGCCGCCGCUGCUGCUGCAAACACAUCGGGUACUCCCGCAACGGUGGUGCGCACAGAAUCCCAUUCGGCUCGAUUCAAUAAUGCCCGAGCCCUCUUCGAGAAGCUAGGAGUUGAAAGUAAUUCAAAUCUCAGUGUUAAACGAUCCGGUUCGCGUGAGGAUAAUCUCUGCGGCGAUAUCAAUAAUACGGAUCGUUCGUCUUCGCGUUCCUCAGAUCGUUCCGUGUCACCACCCAAACGGCGUUCACCAUUUCCGUCCGGCUGUCAAGUCGCUGCCUCAAUGGCCAAUAAUAAUUGUAACCAAAUGAAUGGAGGACUGGCGCCCUCUUUGACAAAUUCUAAAUUCAUAAUGGAGCCAAGUCCAAAAUUCCAACACAAUAUUUCCCGUUUAAAGUCGGAGGAUAGUGUCAACUCUUCCUCCUCGGCGGUGGGCAGUGUAAGUGCCAUAUUGGCGGGCUCGGGAGUAUCCGGCGACAAGCCCGAGAAACCCGAAAGGAAAUUCAAUUCACGUGAAUUGAUUGAGAAACAAAAGAAAUGGACAUCACAUUUCACCAAAACCAAGACAACACGAUCUCAUGGUGAUCUCAACCGUUGCGAUAUCAUACGCACCGGUCCGGGAACCGUUUUAAUACCCAGCUCGGUAAUUCAGAUGAAAGAUUCGUCAAGCAUAACCACAUCGCCACCUCUGAAUAAUCACAAAAUUAGCAAUAACCAAAUCGCUGAGACACGUUCACCGGUUUUGUCCAAUCUGACAAAUCAGGAGAAACCUCCCAGCCCUCCGAUAAGACAUUCGGUGCAACCACCAGAGAUAAAACCAAGGAGUUCCAAUAAAAUUGGCAGUCCGGUCAAGUCGCCACCAUUGCCACCCAUACCGGCAGUGAAGCCGAAAAAUGUCAGCCCUGUCAAAUUCAAUCCGGAACGAGUGCGUUCGCCCACCAAAAACUCCGAACCGCCGCCACCGCCUGCCAAAUCGGCAGCUGUGGCAGCUGCCCAACAGCGUUCGAUAGAUGAACAAAAUGGAAUAGCUCCCAUGCCACCAGAGAAGCCACGUAAAAAAUCCAUUGAUUUGGUGGAGACAGAAGAACGCAUAACACCUUCAUCGCCCACUUUGCAGGCAACUGUCGGCAGCUAUGCCUAUGCUGGCAAAAGGGCCUCCAUUGAUAGUGCCGGCAAUAGUGUAUCCAUAGCCAGUGUCAAUGGCCUUUUGAGCGGCAGCAGCAAUUCCGCAGCUUCACCGGCAGCAAGUGCCUCAUCGGGACCCUCUUCGCCAGUACACACCGAGGAUGAGAAGCAAGAAAACGAAUCAACUGAGAAAUCAGAGAUGCAGUAUUAUCACAGUAUGCCGCGCAGGCGUAAGAGCGAAAAUGAAGGACGCUCUAACAAAUCGGAGAAUCGCCAUAAUCAAGAUGUCACCGACAAUUCGAGCAGCAGCCAAAAUCACAUAACAUCACCACAACGUUCAUCCAAACGCAUCUCAAGCAUUUCCAUAAAUAUGCCAGCAGCCGGUCUAGGUUCGCGACCGCCCAGUAUUGUCUCAUCUUCGACGAGUUUCGACGAGGGCGGUUUCAACGAACCUUCGCCAGAAAUUAAGGCCAAACUAAGGCCCGCCGCCUAUGAAUAUGAAAGUCCCAAACAACAGAGUCGCACAGUUCAACAGCAAAGUCCCACUUCAAAGGCACCCAAAUCCGUCAAAGGUGAUAUGGAUUUAGAGGAGUCUGGCGGCUAUGCCAUUGAGGAUUUGGACGAGGCUGAGACACCCAGUCUCAACUAUGUGGAUGUGGGCUAUCGUUUAAAACCCGAUGGCAGUGAAUCGCGAGAGGUAUUUGGCGAAUCGGAACUCUAUGAUACAACGACCAAAGUCACAGAUAUGCAUAAGAAAUUCCAUGCCAAUGGUUUUGCCCAAGAGACCACCACGGUUUAUGCCAUUAUCAAAACAGAUGCACCCACAACCUCGGAUAUAUUUUAUGGGGCCGGCAAUGUCAGCAAGGAUAAAGAACAACGCGCUACUGUUGUCGUGUCACCCACCAAGACUAAUUCGGGACCGAACUCCUUGAGUGGGUCUCCCAUAAAGGCUGCCAAUUCACCACCCGUGGGCAUUGUUUCGCCCAUACGACGCCGUAGUUCGGAAAUAAGUAUUAAAUCAACACCUCCAAUGUCACCUCCCUUGUCGGGUGGCAGUAAUGCCAAUUCCUCGUCACAUUCACGUUCCAUAUCCUCCAUUGCCAAAGGUAUAGCGCCCAUUGCCUCUCUGGAGGAGACCAAUGAUAUACCAGCUCUGCCAGAACGCCCUCCACCGGCCAUAAAUAGUUCGAAUGUUUUGGAUUUGCAAGAUUUGGAAUAUGCUGACACUAGUGCGGGCGAAGAUGAGGAUGAUCUCAUGCGAACAAUUGAAGGUGACACUGAUUUUGUUGACGAUUUCUAUGUGGCGGAGAAAUGCGUAAAGACACAGGAGACCACUAUGGUAACCACAGAAACUAUAGGUCGUGAAGAUAGUCUACCCGAUGAAAUGACCUCCUACGAGGCAGAGAGAUUGUUGAGCUCAAGAAUUUUGGAAAGCAAAAUAAGGCAACAAUCUCUGCUCUCCGACGAACAAGCCAAAGAAGUUGAACAGAUUCUAUCGGCUGCACCCACGGUAGGUGUUGCAGUUGCAGCAGUAGUUGCUACAGCCACCUCACCCACCCACAUUAAGAAUCUCAUAGAAGAAGUUAAGACACAAACCCCUUCACCUCCUGCUGCUGGCGAGAAACGCCAACUUACAGAUUCUAGCCAUUACCAAGAAAAGGUAGUGGUCAACAAACAAUUGGAAGAAGAGGAAAAAGAGCAGGGAGAUUUAGACGAGGGCGACCAAGUCCAACAGGACAAAGAGCGCAACGAAAGUGAAGACUCAGCGGAUGAGCAGGAGUAUACCCUAGAAAGGAUAGAAGACGCCAUUAAACCACAACGAGACUCGGAACAGGAAUCAUACAGCGUAGGAGGAGUAGUGGGUGGCCUACGCCAUGCCAUAGAGGUUGAAGAAGACGUCGAUAAAUACGCUGACGAUGACGACGACAUUGAGGAUGUGGAUAUUGUGGGCAUUGGCGCCACCUCUGUGUGCAUAAACACAACAUUUACAUCGUCCACAGCGACAGACAACGUUAAACAGGAAACAAGUGUAACUGUUACCACUAACAGCACAUCAAAAACAACGAACUCAUCCUCUCAACAUAUUCCCAAGUCCAAUGAUGAUGACGAACCCGAAUGGCUGCGCGACGUUCUAGAGGCUCCCAAGCGUAGUCUAGAGAAUUUGCUAAUCUCAUCAACACAAAGUGGUGGUGGCAACGACAAACAUUCCUCGGAAAGGGUUUCUUCACCACCAACAGCACAACCAACAGCGACAAAUGAUGUGGUGGUAGUGACCACAGCUUCCAAAGUUGAAACCACAUAUGAUGAGGCUAACGACAGCACCACCGUUUAUAUAGCAGCCUCGAAUCAAGCAAGCGAGCAUCAGCGAUAUCAAACGCCGCACAACCAAUCCUUGGAAGGCCAUGACCAAGAGUCUUUGCUAAAUCGAACAUUCAUUCAAGAUUCAACAGCCAAUAGUACAGCGACAUUACAUGGCCAUUCCAAUGCUGAGUCAUUGCAUGAAUCCAUUGUUUCCGUUGAAUCCACACAAUCGGAUGCCACCUUUAACCAGACCACUACGGUCGAUGACAGUAUCAUAUCGAGCAAACACAAUUCCACUUAUUCCCUGAAUGAACCGCAAUCAUUGAAUACAACCAACACCAGUAUUGCACCCACAGAAUUGGAUGAUUCACAAUUUUACAUACCUGAGUAUCCGCCAGUAAGAAGCAAAGAAGUCUAUGUGGAAUCGGGAGUGCAUUACUUUGAAGAUGGCAAUUUUUGGAUGGAAGUACCUGGUCUUUUAGACUUCGAUGAUGACGAACUUUCAUAUCCACCCAUACCGGUGAAGAAAAAUCCCAAAGUACGCUUUAGCUUAGGACCCAUACAAGUCUAUUCAACAUUUUCGGUCAGUGAUUAUGAUCGUCGCAAUGAAGAUGUCGAUCCUGUGGCCGCCUCAGCGGAAUAUGAGCUGGAGAAACGUGUCGAGAAGAUGCAUGUUUUCCCAGUGGAACUUAUGAAAGGUCCCGAAGGUUUAGGUCUCAGCAUUAUUGGCAUGGGCGUAGGCGCCGAUGCAGGCCUUGAGAAAUUGGGUAUUUUUGUAAAAACCAUAACUGAUAAUGGAGCUGCAGCACGCGACGGACGCAUACAGGUCAAUGAUCAAAUCAUCGAAGUGGAUGGCAAAAGUUUGGUGGGUGUAACUCAGGCAUAUGCUGCAUCCGUGUUACGCAACACAUCUGGUCUAGUCAAAUUUCAAAUAGGUCGUGAACGAGAUCCCGAGAAUAGUGAAGUAGCACAAUUGAUACGUCUAAGCUUACAGGCGGACAAGGAGAAGGAGGAACGUCUUAAAAGGCAACAAGAGGAGUAUUUGCGUCGCACUCUUGACUACUCCGAAGACUCGACACAGCCGGUGUCAGCUAACUCUAGCGUCUGUGAAGGUCCCACCAGCCCUGUACAAGUCGAACAUCCAAUGGAGGUCGAGGCCACACACUCCCAGGAGGUAGAGUCUCUUAAGAGACUGCUACAAGAGAGUGAAAUGAGUUGCCUUCUAAAAGAGGACAUAAUUGAAAACCUUAGAAGAAAGCUGGUAAAACUCGAGACAACCGGCAAUGAAAAUGAACUACUCAGCGAACGUUUGCGUCAGAGCGAACGCGAACUGGUCAACAUUAAGAAAGAGGCUUCCAAUCUGCAAAAUAUGCUGCAACAAUCCCAGGCCCAGUAUAUGGCCCUGGAUAAAAAGUACAACAAAGCCAAGCGGCUUGUGCGUGAAUAUCAGCAACGUGAGAUUGACAUGUGUCAUCGGGAGGAGUUCUAUCAGCAAUUGCUGCAAGAGAAGGAUACCGAAUACAAUGCUUUGGUCAAAAAGCUCAAAGAUCGUGUCAUAAAUUUGGAGCAUGAGCUGCAGGAGACGCAGCGUAAAGCUGGUUUCCCUGUCGGUUUGCCCUAUGACAGUGCCACAUUAAAGUUAACGCCACAAAUGAUGCGCAAAACGCCGCCUAAGCCAUUAUUCCAAAAAUUAGAAACAGAAUUAUCGGACACAGAGAUAUCCGAUUUGUCACCAGAUGGUGAUGGAGUUAAGACUGCCACCGUAGAGCGUAAAAAUCCCGUCAAAGAUGAAUUGGACGCUGCAGUGCCACAGCAUGAACUUUUGGAUAGUUCUGCGAGCAAAACCAAAAGUGAUCUCGCUUCCCGUGGUGGUUUAGCUAAUCGUCAAUUACCAUCUGGCACUAAUUCCAAUACCAGUUCGAGUGCAUCGAAUGCAACAACCGCUGUAACAAUAGCCGCUGGCAACAGUACUAACAACUUAUCGAGGCGCACUUUGAGUAACAGCAGCUCGGACUGUGCCCUGGACGACUGCGACGAUGAAGGAGGUGCGCUACAGACAGCAGCGGCGGCGGCGGCAAUGGCCUCCGGUCUAAUGGGUAACACCAACAAUACUAACAACCAUAAUCAUCAUGCUCACAACAACACCAACACGAGUGCGUCCAAUCAUGAACUUAACCUUUCCAAUGGUAUCCAUCAUCAUCCAAGUAAUCUCAUAAAUAAUGGCCACCAUCUUAACAAUGCAAUUAGCCUGGGUGGUAGUAGUCUCGCUGGUCUCGGUAAUGGUGUUGGUAAUGGUAGCACCAGUGGUGGUGGCGGCGGCGGCGGCAGUGUCAUAGCCGGUACCACCACUGCCAUAUUGCUUAAUUCCACCUCCUCCUCAUCGGCAUCCUCGGCUAAUUCACGCGAACAGCAAAUCAAUCAGUUGUACGCCCAGGUUCAUAAAGAUCAUAAGACAUCUGCUUCGCAUACCGGUCUGCCGGGACUCUUCAAAAGCUCUCUGGGCUCGCCCGGGGAGGCCACAUUGAUAACAACCACCAAUACAACAACAAAUACAGCUAGCCCCAAUGAUUUCCAUCGUGGUGGCAUGACAACCUUCGGUACUAGUAAUCGUGAUCUCAAUAGUUCGUAUGAUUCAAUUUUAGGCUCAAAUGACAAGCUAUCCGAAAAUGAGCACUCAUCGGAUAAUUGGAUGUAUCCCAGCCGACGACGCGUGGGUCCCACGGGCGCUAUUAUAAGUGGCAAGAUACCACCCACCUCAUUUACGGAACAACUAAAUCAGGCAUUAUCGGAAAGAGAAAGACGUUUGGGUGAUGGUUCAUCACGACAUUCCAGCGAUGAUUACACUGAAAUAAACAAAUCCCAAUCGGCGGCGGCUAUAAAUUGCAAAACGCUAAUUAACGAAAUACGACAAGCUGUAAAUGAGGCUCAACCAAAAGUUAAACAAGUUAUUCCUCAAUCUUUAUCUCCGCCUGGUACAGUGCCAUGGCAACAGCAGCAGCAUUCAGUAUCGACACAUAGCAAUGGCCCCCCAUCACCGACCAGUAUGUCCUCCGGCUGUUCAUCGCCUGGUUAUUCUCCCAGUCGGGGGUUGGAUUUAUCUGGCUCUAGUUCGAGUUUCUCCGAUCGUAAGGCAGCUGUUUACAAUUAUAAAGGAGGACCCGUUCAUGAAUGGACCAAAGAACAGGUGGGCCAUUGGCUGUUGGGCAUUGAAAUGGAACGCUAUAUCCCUGUCUUCAAGGAGCACAAUGUCGAGGGCGGUGCUUUGUUAUCGUUAGAUUCGAAAGACUUAAAGACGCUGGGUGUGACCGGCGAUGAUAAACAUCGUUUGAAACGACGUCUCAAAGAUCUCAAAGCCAGCAUUGAAAAGGAGCGCAAGGAUCAAGAGCGUGAAAGACGGGAACGAGAAAAGGCCAUACGUAAGGCGGAGAAGAAGGCGGCCAAAAAGAAAUAAAUAGCAAAUUACGAGGAAGGAAGUCGCGUCGACAAGAAUAACAAACUCAACACAAGAUAUAACAACCAACAAAUUUUAAAACUAAACAAAAAAAAAAAAAAAAAACAAAAAAAUUUCUAAGCUAAUUUAAUAUAGUAAUAGUUUUUUUUUUAAUAUUAUUAUUAUUAAUAUAGAUACGUACAUUCGUAUAUACAUACAUACAUGCAUAUAUAAAUAUA